AUGGCUGUAUCAGCUCAUUCAACCGAACAGCGGAAUCUUCAAGAUUCGGAUCAAGAAUCACCGUCAGGAAUCGUUGACACUUGGGCCGAGUACAGUAUGCCCGAUGCGGAAGAAACCCAAACGGCAAACAUGGGGUUAGACUCUGGAGUUAGUGAAGCGCCUCCAGAUUUUCACAACGACAAGGAAGGCGGUGAGCCUUCGAGCGACGAAACGCUCAACUCUUACCAUUGUUCGGAAAGAGGUGGACUUUACAAAAAGAACGGGCGCGAGUCCGCCAAGCGGCUGGGCGUAAUUUGGAGGAAUCUCACAGUAGAAGGAUCUGGCUCCGGACGUAGCUUUGUCAAAACCUUUCCCGAUGCAGUGCUGGGUACAUUUGGUCCUGAUCUGGCUCGGACGAUGUCUCCCUUGCUACCUGGCCUUCUGAGAACCAAAACCCCCCGGAUCAUUCUUUCGGACUUCAACGGCACCGUCAGAUCUGGAGAAAUGUUACUAGUUCUUGGUAUCCCUGAUGCUGGCUGUACUACAUUUCUGAAAACGAUUGCGAAUAAUCGUCAAUCAUAUUCAGAUGUGAAGGGCGAGGUUUUCUAUGGAAAAAUCCCCGCAAGCGAACAAUCACAACGAUAUCGAGGCGAAGUUGUCUACUGCCCAGAGGACGACGUACAUUUUCCUGCCUUGACAGUAUGGCGCACUGUACUUUUUGCACUGUGGAACAAGACCAAGAAAAGCGACCGAACUACACUGAGCGACGUGGCCACAACCCUGUUACAUAUGUUCGGGUUGAGUCAUACUAAGGACACAUAUGUUGGUGGUGCAACAUUGCGAGGUGUUAGCGGCGGGGAGAGGAAACGGGUUUCCAUUGCCGAAACUUUGGCGAGCAAAGCCAACGUGAUAUGUUGGGACAAUAGCACAAGGGGUCUCGACAGCUCUACCGCCCUCGAUUUUGCCCAGUCACUUCGAAAAUUGACUGAUGUAAACGGUUGCAGCACCUUAGCUACUCUCUAUCAGACUGGCGAAGGUAUUUAUUCACUCUUUGAUAAAGUUCUUCUCAUCCACUCUGGUAGAUGCGUGUACCAUGGCCCAUCUCGUGGAGCCAAGAGAUACUUUGAAGAUCUAGGCUUUCACUGCCCCGAUCGCAUGACGACCGCGGACUUCCUUACAUCUGUUACAGAUCCUAUUGCCCGUCGUAUUCGGGAGGGGUUCGAACACAAGGUUCCGCGUACUGCUGAAGAACUCGAAAGAGCUUACCGUUCUUCCUCGACAUAUCGAGAGGCUCUGAGGGACAUGCAAGAGCACGCAGAAGAUCCUUCGCAACAAGAUGUUGCUACUGAUUUCUACAAAGACGUUUUGAACUCCAAAAGUAAAUUCGUGCGCGCGCAAUCGCCAUACACAGUCAGUUUCUAUCGCCAAGUCGUCAACUGUACCAAGCGCGAAUUCUGGCUACUCUUCAACGAUUGGGAAGCCAUCUACACAAAGGCGUGGGUCAUAUUGCUCAACGCAUUCCUUGUAGGAUCGUUGUUCUUCGGCCUGGCAAACGACACAGCCGGUGCUUUUGGUCGUGGAGGCGGUAUCUUCUUCUCGGUACUGUUUCUUGGCUGGGUUCAGCUUCCAGAGCUGAUGAAGGCUGUCAGCGGUAGGACCAUUACGCAAAGACACAAAGACUAUGCUUUUUAUCGGCCCUCGGCGCUAUCGCUAGCACGCGCCAUUUCAGAUGCUCCUGUGUUGCUGGCCGAGACAUCCUUGUUCUCCGUGGCAAUGUACUUCCUGGCAAGUUUCGAUGUCGAUCCCAGUAAAUUCUGGAUCUACUUCUUGUUUGUUUUCGUCAACACAUAUUGCACCACAGCGCUUUAUCGACUGUUCGCAUCUGUAUCUCCGACUAUCGACGAUGCCGUCCGAUACAGUGGUGUUGGGUUCAACAUCAUGAUUAUAUUCACUGGCUACAUCAUACCAAAGAGGCAGCUUUUCGCCAAUUCUCCAUGGUUUGGCUGGCUGCAUUGGAUUAGUCCAAUUGCAUACGCUUUCGAAGGCGUCUUCUCGAACGAAUUUUCAGGAAAAACGAUGCCUUGUUCUGAUGCUGACCGUAUACCGAGAGGCCCUGGUAUCGAAUCAGCUUACCAGGGAUGCCUUACUCAAGGUGCUGAACCGAAUAGCUUGGUUGUGACUGGAGACAGCUACUUGGACGUCGCCUACGAAUAUAAAAGAGCAGAUCUGUGGCGCAACUUUGGGCUUAUCAUCGUCUUUCUUGUGGCAUACACUGCACUUUCCGCAAUAUUUGCCGAGCUAUUCCCAUUUCCCGAGUCAAGCGCAGGAAGCCUGCAGUUUGUCAAAACGCCACGAUCCAAAAGGCACUCACAGCCAUUGCCAGCUGACGAAGAAUCCGGAGCACAGCAUCAUGAAACAUGUUACACAGGCUCGGAUGUCAUCGCAAAAAAGCUCUCCAAACCAUCGCAAGUAUUCACAUGGAAAGCCAUUGAUUAUACAGUCCCGUUUGGCGAACACAAAAAGAAGCUUCUCAAUGGUGUUUCCGGUUUCGCGAAACCGGGUAUUAUGAUUGCGCUUAUGGGAGCGUCUGGUGCGGGGAAGACCACUCUCCUCAACAUACUCUCACAACGCCACAAAGUUGGAGUAGUAUUAGGAGAUUUGCUUGUCAAUGGAACCCCACUCGACUCUUCGUUCAAGAGGAACACUGGAUUUUGUGAGCAGAUGGAUAUACACGACGGAACAGCGACAGUUCGCGAGGCUCUGGAAUUCUCAGCGAGGCUUCGGCAGCCAUACGAAAUACCAAAAGAAGAGAAACUUGCAUACGUCGAUGAAGUCUUGAACCUACUCGAGCUUGAGGCAGCCGAAGACGCUAUCAUAUCUAGCUUGAGCGUUGAUUUGCGGAAGAGAACGACAAUUGGGGUUGAGCUAGUUGCGAAGCCAAGCCUACUUUUCCUAGACGAACCAACUUCCGGAGUCGACAGCCAAUCUGCAUUCUCGAUUGUUCACUUCCUGAAGAAAUUAACACUCGCUGGGCAGGCGGUCAUUUGUACCAUCCAUCAGCCAUCGUCAGUGCUAUUUGAGCAGUUUGACAUGGUUCUUGCCUUGAAUCCAGGCGGCAACACGUUCUACUUUGGUGAGAUUGGACCUCAAGGAAAAACUAUUGUCGACUAUUUCGCCAAGCGUGGAGCUCAGUGCCCACCAUCCACAAAUAUCGCGGAAUUCAUUCUGGAAACAGCAGUAAAAGGCAACACUUGCUCAGAUGGAACUACGGUGAACUGGAAUGAUGAAUGGCUCAAGUCUAGCGAGCGUGCGUCUAUUUUGGAAGAGAUUGAUCGUUUGUCUAUGUUGAGUGCUGUCAGCGGACCAAAAGUAGACAAGGUUGAGUUCGCUGCACCGAUCAAGCAACAGAUUUUGCUUCUCACAAAGCGGGUAAUGCGACAGUACUGGCGAGAUCCUUCCUACGUCUAUGGGAAGAUGUUUAUUUCCACAAUCAUCGGAAUUUUCAACGGCUUCACGUUCUGGCAGCUCGGUAAUAGCCUGACAGACAUGCAGAACCGGGUCUUUUCCUGCUUCAUCUUGACGAUUAUUCCGUCAUGCAUUGUAAAUGCUAUCUUACCCAAAUUCUAUGCCAACAUGGAUUUGUGGUUAGCCCGUGAGUAUCCAUCCCGAAUAUAUGGGUGGCUAGCGUUUACUACAGCACAAAUUGUGGCAGAGCUGCCAUACGCUCUACUCCAAUCGGCCAUUUACUUUCUGCUUUGGUACUAUCCAGCAGGACUUCCUUCUGAUAGCAGCACUGCUGGGUAUGUAUUUCUCAUGAUACUCAUAUUCCAUAUCUACCAAGCGAGCUGGGGACAAUGGAUCUGUGCAUGGGCUCCAAGCUACACAGUCAUAAGCAACAUUCUUCCUACAUUCUUCGUAGUCUUUGCACUUUUUAGUGGCAUAGUUCUUCCGUGGGAGCAGAUGACGGCGCCUUGGAAGUAUUUCCUGUACUGGGCCACACCGUCAACAUACUGGGUCGGCGGCAUCAUGGCUGCAGUCCUUCAUCAGCAGCCUGUGCAGUGCACUCUCUCUGAAUCUGCACGAUUCUAUAUUCCACCAGGGAGCUCUUGCGAAAGCUACGCCGGCAACUUUGCUGCUCAGACAGGUGGCUACCUCCUUCCAAACACGACCGUGGGUUUGAGAGAAAUGGAAUGCGCGUAUUGUCCUUACAGUACCGGCGACGAUUACCUCACUACCAUCAACAUUCGUGCUGGCGACAAAUGGCCUUACUUUGGCAUCUUUUUGGCUUUCAGUAUAUCCAAUUGGUUCCUGGUUUAUUUCUUUAUCUGGUCUGUCAGGAUAAAGGGAUCGUCAUUUGGAAUUGGUAAAGUAACGGACUUUGUGAGGAAGACUUGGUCUGGCAACAACAGAAACUAA
Molecule: messenger RNA, 4395 nt
Organism: Alternaria burnsii
Lineage: Eukaryota; Fungi; Ascomycota; Dothideomycetes; Pleosporales; Pleosporaceae
Product: abc drug exporter
Exons: 7
Coding region: 1-4395 (1464 amino acids)
Biological process (GO): transmembrane transport
Cellular component (GO): membrane
Molecular function (GO): ATP binding; ABC-type transporter activity; ATP hydrolysis activity
Source: RefSeq, a predicted model, not a curated record